AUGGUCACAGCUACUAGACGCCGGACAUUCUCGUCCACACAGAUAACAACGGAACCAAGUGUUGAGGUCCAGGAAGAGACGAGUGGCAAGCGUAAAUCUGGGCCUGCCCGCUCUGCGACCACGGACACUCAGCGCAAUAAGCGAAGAAAGAGAGCGAGUCUCGAAUCAACACAGGAAACAGAAAACGAUCCACAAAAUGAGACUGUGGAAAUGGCUGGCCAAUCUGAGGCUGAGACUGAUGCGAAAGCUCUUGCUCAUACAAAGAGCAACCAUUUUCGAUUUGACGACGAAGAGCCUGAAUUACAAUUAAACCUAGAAGCCGGCGAACAAAAAGAAUCUUUCCAGGAAAAAGAAGGCGACGAUGAUGAUAGUAGUGAUGAUGACGCUCCUGAGGUAAUUGAUAACUCUGCACAACUUUCCAAGAUCAAAUCGGAGGCUAGGAAGUUGGAAACGACCCAAAAAAGAGAAGAACAAAAGAAGAGGGAAAAAAGAAAGAAAUUGGAUGAUUUGCGCAAACAGCAAGCGAAAACAUCUCAUAAAAGGAAAGAAAAUCCUUCUGACGAUUUACCAUCCGAGAGUACCGAAACCCUUCAAGGCUCCACUACACACGAUGUACGACGAUCUGCACUCCCGGCGCUCCUUCCAGACGACAUUCUGAAUUCAGUACCCGUGACAAGACCUCUUACGCUCCCGGUAGAAGAAGCCGAUACCAUCCAUAAAAAACCAAAGAAGCUCAAGUUUCUCGACAAGGCAGAGAAGCGACCAAAGGAUGUGAAAGUAGGCGAUGUUACUAUCCGGAUUCUAGACAGGGAUACUUCCCAAAAAAAACCUAAAACAUCCCUGCCGCCGAAGGCGUCAAGGGCUGGGCGGAAUUCUAAAGAGAAUUGGCUGAAACAAGCCCGCAGCACAGGCAGUGUCAAUGGCCUGAGAAGAACAAAAGGCAGUUCCUCGGGAUUUGUGCGGAGGUAA
This is a messenger RNA of Aspergillus tanneri, 969 nucleotides long. RefSeq lists its product as uncharacterized. NCBI's taxonomy places the organism in Eukaryota, Fungi, Ascomycota, Eurotiomycetes, Eurotiales, Aspergillaceae. Gene Ontology annotation, biological process: rRNA processing. The coding region runs from base 1 to 969 and encodes 322 amino acids. The record is from RefSeq and is a predicted model, not a curated record. The transcript is spliced from 2 exons. Gene Ontology annotation, molecular function: snoRNA binding.